This is a messenger RNA of Sinocyclocheilus anshuiensis, 3017 nucleotides long. Its product is annotated as oxidation resistance protein 1-like. The transcript is spliced from 16 exons. Gene Ontology annotation, biological process: response to oxidative stress. NCBI's taxonomy places the organism in Eukaryota, Metazoa, Chordata, Actinopteri, Cypriniformes, Cyprinidae. The record is from RefSeq and is a predicted model, not a curated record. Gene Ontology annotation, cellular component: nucleus.
GUGAUGUUCAGAGGCGGCUGCGAUCAUGAACACUGCAUGAUAUUAAAUAUUCACUGGAUAUGCUGACGCAUUAAAUUGGCUUAAGGUCCACUCCAUAGAGCUGGCCUAUCACUGUCAUUGUGUCACCCAUCCAACACAGGAUAACAAGGACCCAGAAUGUUCAGCACAAAGAGGUUGAAGAAGAAGUCCCAGUCAGUGGACAUCCCUGAUGAGGGUUAUGCUGGUUCUCUCGUCAAAGACCUGCUGGCGUCGCCCCUCAUACAGAAUGUGGCCAGAUCAGCCAUAAGUGAAGAAAAGGAGAUCAAUACCACUAACAUCCAAAAGGCUCGUAGUGCUCGACGUGGAGAGCUCAAGCGGGGGUAUACCAUAGACACCGGGCAGAAAAAGAGUGCGCUGGAGAGGAAAGAUGUGCGGAGGAUAUCCUUCCAGAGGCCCAAAGGCACCAUGGAGUACGUGGUGGAGUCCCGGGACACACUCAACAGCAUUGCGUUGAAGUUUGACACGACUCCCAAUGAGCUCGUCCAGCUCAACAAACUCUUCUCUCGCGCUGUGGUCCCUGGCAAGGUGCUGUAUGUCCAUGAUCCGGAAUAUAUCUCCAGUGCAGACAGCUCUCCCUCCCUCAGUCCCAUCAGCCCCCUCUCCCCCACCUCUUCAGAGGCUGACCUGGAGAAGGCCACCACAGAUUCAGAUGAUGUCCAUCGGAGGCACAGCACUCCCGGCCCCGGCCACGGGCCCCCUCGGCCAGCCAGAGUGGUGUCAUCCACCUCUGAGGAAGAAGAGGCGCUUACGGAAAAGUUCCUUAAAAUGAGCUGCAAAUACAUCACUGAUGGCAAGGGUAUAGUCAGUGGUGUUCUUUUGGUCACCCCAAACAACAUCAUGUUUGACCCUCAUAAGUCAGACCGGCUGGUGCAGGAGCGAGGAUGUGAGGAGUACGGGAUCAUGUGCCCGCUGGAGGAGGUGCAGUCUGCAGCCAUGUGCAGGGAAAUCACCGACAUCAGGGUCCGAGAGCUUGUGCCACCAGAUCUGGAGCUAGAGCCUUCUGUAACUGAGGUGAGCCAUCUCAAGAGGGCGCCUCGUCUCAACGCAGCCGAUGCAGCACACCGAAUCCGUGAGACGGGCAACGACAGUGCCAGUACGGCCCCUCGUAGCACAGAAGCAUCUCUGUCCGAAGAUGUUUUUACAGAGUCAGAACUUUCUCCAGUCCGUGAUGAUGCCCUCGCAACAUCUUCUGAUGAGCUGCAGCAGAUAAAGUCCUCCGGUGCGUCUUCUGAAUCAGUGCAAACCAUCAACCAGGCCGCCACAGCCACCGAAGAACCCUCAAUGGUUGACAAAAAGGAUGUAAAAGAAGCUGUACAAAAUGCAGAAACUGAGGAAAGAGAAUGGAGGGAUAGUGGUAUCGAGCAGAGUCUGAAUACUACAGAUUUAUCCAGUGAGGUUGUGUCUGAGAACGUUUUGAAGAACGUAACGAGGGACCAGCCUGCGGAUGAGGCCAAAUCACGCACCACAUCCGAGUCGCUUUGUUCGGACACUGUGGCUGUUGAGGAUUUUGCAAAAGCCCAUGAGACACAGAAGAGCAUGGAAGCUCAGACUAUACAAUCAACCAGUGAAAUGAAGGAAGGAGAGCAAGGGAUGUCCAAUGACUUCACACCAGCUAAUGAGAUUGGAGCAGAUGAGGGACAGAGUACAGAGGAAGUUGUGCCGGGGCCCAAAGGCAAGCAGAAGUCCAAGUCGCACAAGUUCCUGUGCCUGCGGGUUGGCAGGGCCAUGCGGAAGACUUUUGUGUCCCAUGCCAGCGCCUCCAUGCAGCAGUACGCCCAAAGAGACAGGAAGCACGAGUACUGGUUCGUUGUUCCUUCUGAGAGGUCAGACCACCUGUAUGCGUUCUUUGUCCAGUGGACCCCUGAUGUGUAUGGAGAAGGGUUGGUUGGACUGACACGGGAGCCUGGGUUUGUAGUGGUUAAAAAGAACCAGGACGCUGAAAGCGGGGAGCACGACAAACCAGUACCUGAUAUCACAUUCAAGGACUGGGAGGUAGUUUCUGUGACUGAGUACUACCGGCGGAUAGAUGCGCUAAACAGUGAGGACCUGCGCUCGCUCUGCAAACGUCUUCAGAUCACAACCAAGGAAGAGGUGAACUCCAAACACAUGGUGAAGAGUGACCCAGAACCCGAAUCAUUCAGGCCCAGUCUGAAUGAGCCCAGUGUCCUGCUGCAACCUGAUCAGAUCGAAAAGCUGGCCAAGCACCUCCCCCCCAGGACGAUUGGCUAUCCCUGGUCUCUGGCAUUCAGCACAUCCAAACAUGGCAUGAGCAUCAAGAGCCUGUACCGCGCCAUGCAGGCCCAGGACUCCCCGGUACUCAUGGUGAUCAAGGACAGUGAUGGACAGAUGUUUGGAGCUCUCGCUUCAGAGCCAUUUAAAGUCAGUGACGGCUUCUAUGGCACCGGAGAGACAUUCGUUUUCACAUUCUGUCCAGAAUUUGAGGUAGGGAAUAAAUUAAUGAAGUAUACAUGUAUGUCUUAGAUGGAGCAGUAGAGUGGUGACAAUAUGUUCUUCAUCAAAGGAGAUAUGGACUCCUUAGCUUUUGGCGGUGGAGGGGGUGAAUUUGGGCUGUGGUUGGAUGGCGACCUCUAUCAUGGCAGAACUCACUCAUGUAAGACCUUUGGAAAUCCAAUGCUCUCGAAAACGGAGGACUUCUAUGUGCAGGACAUUGAAAUAUGGGCCUUUGAAUAACCCCCCCCCACCGGACUCGGUACACAAUAAAGUGGGGUUAUAAGGCCACAUCACUAGACCCCCAUAACUGAUUAUACACCCUCCACUUGGCUCCUAAGAAGCCCUGAUAGAGGCAGAGCAGAUAUACAGCGUACCCUGUCCUUCAUUUCUGGAAAUGGUCAGCAUGGGUGGGUGUUCUUCGCUGGUUUCCCAAUGAAAGUUUCUUUACCCAUUUGCAGCCUGAGGUCCUCUAGUUUGGAGGAUAAGGAAGGGCGCUAAUGGAUUUUCCAGAAUAUUGUAGAACUUUC